CCAUCCGCUCAUUGACCGAGCAGGCCCUCGAUCAGCGCCGUCCGAUCUUCAAUUCCCACCACCGAUUACACUUGAAAACCACACACCGCAGCGCGGUUUUUCCCAUAUAUUCCAAUCACUACUUUUUUACGCCAAUCCCGUAAUAAUGAGGACCUACGAGCUUUUCACUCUCUUCGCCGCCGGUGCGGCUGCCCAGAUGACGCACACCGUCACGGUGGGCGGUGUCAUGCCGCCACCUGAGCCCAGCGGCACCCCCACGCCCAUGCUGGUGUAUAACCCGGAGAACGUGCAGGCGGCUGUCGGCGACAUGGUCGAGUUCAAGUUCAUGGAGAUGAACCACACAGUGACGCAGUCGAGUUUUGACAACCCAUGCGUCAAGGCUGAGGAUGGCUUCGACUCUGGCUUCAUGCCGAACCCUGACGGCAAGGACGGCGUCACUUGGUCUGUCAUGGUUAACGACACUAAGCCAGUCUGGGCCUACUGCAAGAAGGGUCCUCACUGCGGACUGGGCAUGGUCUUUAGCAUCAACGCCGCCAUGGAGGGCGACAAGACCUUUGAGGCUUUCAAGGACCUGGCGAUGAAGAUCAACGGCACGGACAUGAUGACGGUCGCCACGCCUGACAUGCUUACACCCGCAGGAGCCGCUGCCACCCCGCAAAUGGCGAGUGUGGCCGCGGCAAGCGUGGCAGAGACGCCGGCGGCUGCGGCGAGCGCCAGCACCGUGCCGGGCAUGGGGUUUGCGGCUGAUGGCGGCGCGUGCGACUGCAGCUGCCUGUGUGGCGCCAACAGCUUCCCGGAAGGCGCGGCUAUGAACAACUAUGGCGGAGUUGCCGGUAAGUUUUUUUGAACGGGGUUCAAGAAGAGCGCUUGUUGAUGUUUCUUAGGUAUGAUGCCUGAUGCUGGCAUGAUGAUGAUGCCUCCUGCUGAGGCUCCUGCUGAGGCUCCUGCUGAUACUCCUGCUGGUACUAUUUCUUGGAUUCCUGCUGGUACUCCUCCUUGGACUCCUGCUGGUACUCCUGCUGCUACUCCUGCUGCUACUCCUGCUCCUUGGAUGUAAGAUGUUUGUUUCUGG
Molecule: messenger RNA, 1072 nt
Organism: Aplosporella prunicola CBS 121167
Lineage: Eukaryota; Fungi; Ascomycota; Dothideomycetes; Botryosphaeriales; Aplosporellaceae
Exons: 4
Coding region: 146-847 (233 amino acids)
Source: RefSeq, a predicted model, not a curated record